Tarenaya hassleriana is the source of this 1665-nucleotide messenger RNA. RefSeq names its product cytochrome P450 705A5-like. Gene Ontology annotation, cellular component: membrane. The transcript has 2 exons. The record is from RefSeq and is a predicted model, not a curated record. Lineage: Eukaryota; Viridiplantae; Streptophyta; Magnoliopsida; Brassicales; Cleomaceae. Gene Ontology annotation, molecular function: iron ion binding; heme binding; oxidoreductase activity, acting on paired donors, with incorporation or reduction of molecular oxygen, NAD(P)H as one donor, and incorporation of one atom of oxygen. The coding region runs from base 2 to 1525 and encodes 507 amino acids.
UAUGGCUUCAACCGUUACCUUGGAUUUCCUCCAAAACAGCUUCAUCUUCGUCCUGGUAAUCUCACUUCUCUCUCUCCUCUACAGUUUCUUCAACAAAUCCAAUGAUCAAAUAGAAAGAUCAUCACUUGCCCGUCUUCCUCCAAGCCCGCCGAGCUUGCCCAUCAUCGGCCACCUUCACUAUCUUCUCUCCAACUCCCUCUUCAAGUCAUUUACCGAACUUUCCUCCAAACACGGCCCUCUUCUCUACCUCCGCGCUUUCAACUCCCCGAUACUUCUCGUCUCGUCGUCCUCAGCCUUACACGACAUCUUUAGGACAAAUGAUGCGAAUUUCUCGUCGAGGUUUUCGUGUGAUAUCGAUAACUCGAUCGUAGUAGGCCCUUACGGAUUCGUCACUGCUCCCUAUGGAGAUUACUGGAGGUUCAUGAAAAGGCUCGUGAUGACCGAGUUGCUUGGCCAGCAAAAUCUUGAAACAUCGCGAAAUCUUCGUCAUGAAGAGCUCGAAAGAUUCUUUGGCGAUUUGAUGGAGAAGGCAAAGAGGAAUGAAGCCGUCGAUGUGGGGAAAGAGAUGAUGAAGCUCACGAACAAUUGCAUUUGCAGGAUGGCUAUGGGGUUAACGUGUUUGGAGGGGGAUGCCGAGGUGGAGAAGAUAGAGGGUUUACUGAGUGAAAGCUUAGGUUUGAUAAAGAAGGUUCUAGCUGUCAUUGCAUUGCGUCGGCUCAAGAGAUUCGGCAUCUCGUUGUUCGAGAAGGAUGUGUUGGAUGUUUCUAGAAGGUACGACGAGUUGUUCGAGAAGAUUCUCCGGGGACACGAAGAGAAUCCGGACAGAGAGCAUAAGGACAUGAUGGAUGUUGUGUUGGAGCAGAAGAUCUCAAGGAACCAUAUCAAGGCGUUUUUUGUGGAUCUCUUCAUUGCAGGCACCGAUACUUCAUCACAAGCGACUCGUUGGGCAAUGGCAGAGCUCAUAAACAAUCCUUCUGUCUUUAGGAAACUGAGAGAAGAAAUAGACUCCGUUACGGGAAAAACAAGGCUAAUUCAUGAAUCCGAUCUCCCGAAUCUCCCUUACCUGCAUUCGGUUAUAAAAGAAACCCUGAGGCUGCAUCCACCCGGGGCUGUAAUGACAAGAAAAUGCGACAAAGGAUGCAAAGUUCGAGGGUUCGACAUACCUAAGGACACCUUGUUGAUCCUCAACUUUUAUGGUAUGAUGAGAGAUUCGAGUGUUUGGGAGAAUCCUGACGAGUUCAAGCCCGAGAGGUUCUUGGUUUCGGGUGAAAAUGAUAAGGAGUUCGAUAAAGAGAAAUCUUUAAAGUACGUUCCUUUCGGGGCGGGAAGAAGGGCGUGUCCGGGUGCCAACUUGGCUUAUAUCUUUAUGGGAAUUGCCGUCGGGACGAUGGUGCAAUGUUUUGAUUGGAGAACCGAAAACGGAAAGGUUAACAUGGAAGAAGCAGGUUACAUGGCUUUAAGCAUGGCUAAUCCAUUGAAGUCUAUUCCUGUUAUUCGCUUUGAUCCUUUAGUUUCUACAGCCUGAGAACUUUGGGAACAUAUAUGUUGACAUUGUCUAUGUAAGAAUCCUACGCGUAAAGAAUAAUAUAUAAGAACAAGAAGCUUAUAUAUGUGAUCGGAUUGGUAAUAAGAUUCUAAAAGUUAAUGAGAUGAUUCUUUUAUAUA